CCCCGCUCCGUGCCCGCCGCCGCCGCUCGGCCCGGAGCGCUCCGGGACAGCCCCGCUGAGGGCGAAGGCUCGCAGGGAGGGCUGGAUCCCUGCCCGACCGCCUUCAGAGCGGCAGCGCUGCGCCCUUUCCCCAGCGAGGCUCAGCUCCUGCCGUCUCCAGGCCUCGCGCUGCGCCCGGCUGGAAAUGCCGUGCGGGGUUCAGCGUGCAUUCACCUCAUCCGUGCUCAGCCCCUCGUUCUGAGGGGGACGAGGGUAAUUGUCGCUCCUCCCCGGGCUCAGCGUGAGGGGGAGAGACGCGCGGCUCCCCAGGAGCAGCUUUGGUGGUGAUUUGUGCCUUCCUCCCCUGCAGGCAGCUGAUCCCGGCCGAGCCCGUCCGUGAGGGCGGCCCAGGAGCGGCUCGCCAUGCCCACGGUGGUGGUGGUGGACGUGUCGCUGUCCAUGACGCGGCCCGUGUCGGUGGAGGGCUCCGAGGAGUACCAGCGCAAGCACCUGGCUGCCCACGGGCUCACCAUGCUCUUCGAGCACAUGGCCACCAACUACAAGCUGGAGUUCACGGCCUUGGUGGUGUUCUCAUCCCUCUGGGAGCUCAUGGUGCCCUUCACAAGAGACUACAACACACUCCAGGAAGCCCUCAGUAACAUGGAUGAUUAUGACAAAACCUGUUUGGAGUCGGCGCUGCUGGGGGUUUGCAAUAUUGUCCAGCAGGAGUGGGGGGCAGCAAUUCCUUGCCAGGUUGUCCUGGUCACCGACGGCUGCCUGGGCAUCGGCCGGGGCUCCCUGCGCCACUCCCUGGCCACCCACAGCCAGCGCAGCGACAGCAACAGGUUCCCACUGCCCUUCCCGUUCCCGUCCAAGCUCUACGUCAUGUGCAUGGCCAACCUGGAAGAGCUUCAAAGCACAGAUUCCUUAGACUGCCUGGAACGGCUCAUUGAUUUAAAUAAUGGGGAAGGGCAGAUUUUCACCAUUGAUGGCCCCCUGUGCCUGAAGAAUGUGCAGUCCAUGUUUGGAAAGCUAAUAGACCUGGCUUAUACACCAUUCCAUGCUGUCCUCAAGUGUGGCCACUUAACAUCUGAUGUGCAAGUAUUUCCCAGACCAGAGCCUUUCAUUAUAGAUGAGGAAAUAGACCCCAUUCCUAAAGCAAUUAAUACAGAUCUAGAAAUUGUUGGGUUUGUAGAUAUUGCAGACAUUUCCAGCCCUCCUGUCUUGUCCAGACACUUGGUACUGCCCAUUGCACUUAACAGAGAGGGGGAUGAGGUGGGACCUGGGAUCACAGAUGACACUGAAGAUGAGAAUUCAGCUAAUCAGAUUGCUGGGAAAAUCCCCAACUUCUGUGUUUUAUUACAUGGCAGCCUGAAAGUGGAAGGCAUGGUGGCUCUCGUCCAGUUGGGGCCAGAGUGGUAUGGAAUGCUUUAUUCACAAGCUGAUAGCAAGAAGAAAUCAAACCUCAUGAUGUCACUCUUUGAACCUGGUCCUGAGCCCCUCCCAUGGCUGGGGAAGAUGGCACAGCUUGGCCCCAUUUCAGAUGCAAAAGAAAAUCCUUAUGGAGAGGAUGACAACAAGAGCCCUUUCCCUCUGCAGCCGAAGAACAAGCGCAGCUACGCUCAGAAUGUCACUGUGUGGAUCAAACCCAGUGGCCUCCAGACAGAUGUACAGAAGAUCUUGAGAAAUGCAAGGAAACUCCCUGAAAAAACACAGACCUUCUAUAAAGAGCUGAACCGUUUGCGAAAGGCAGCUCUGGCCUUCGGCUUCCUGGAGCUGCUGAAGGGCGUGGCAGACAUGCUGGAGCGGGAGUGCACGCUGCUGCCCGACACCGCCCACCCCGAUGCCGCCUUCCAGCUCACACACGCGGCCCAGCAGCUCAAGGUGGCAAGUACUGGGGCCUCAGAAUACGCUGCCUAUGAUCACAACAUUGCUCCUCUGCAGACUGACUUUUCCGGUAGCAGCACUGAGAGAAUGUGAAGUCUCCAUUUUGGGAGCUUCUCUAGAUUAACACUCAAGCAGUUCAGAUUUUCUUCUGGCCUGUUCAAUUGUUGUUUGAAGAGCUUCCUAUCCAAACGGGGAAGUUUUGCAUCAGUGCUCUCUAAACAAACGUAGCUCGUUUGUGGUGGCUGUUAGUCAGACCUGGAAACUGUGGAAAGUGUCCCAAACCCAGUGGUGGUGUUGGAUGAUAGGUAGAAGUUAUUUAGUACAUGUGAGGAGAAGAAAAUGCCAUUGGCAGCUCUUGGAUUUUGGCCUCCCCAAAAUGCAGUUACACAAUCGAACUUGCUGGUGAAAGUAUCCUAAAAGGCAGCUACUACACUUUAAACAUCAAUUUGAUUAGUCCAAAGAAAGGUGUGAAAAGCACCCUGCAGGAUCAGAUACAAAACUGAUUUUGGGGUGUUGGCCCUGACUUUAUGCCCAACUUGACAGACUGUUUGUACUAAGCAUUAUCACUUGCAUUGCAGUGCUUAUGCUUCUGAAAGUAACUUGAUCUCGGGAUAUAUGUUUUUUUUAUUUGCAUAAUACAAAUAAAGAGUAAUUCUUCAUGAAAAUUUAA
Molecule: messenger RNA, 2536 nt
Organism: Melozone crissalis (California towhee)
Lineage: Eukaryota; Metazoa; Chordata; Aves; Passeriformes; Passerellidae
Gene: INTS14
Product: integrator complex subunit 14
Exons: 11
Coding region: 403-1959 (518 amino acids)
Biological process (GO): snRNA 3'-end processing
Cellular component (GO): integrator complex
Source: RefSeq, a predicted model, not a curated record